Thrips palmi is the source of this 6616-nucleotide messenger RNA. It is a transcript of the gene CaMKII, whose product is annotated as calcium/calmodulin-dependent protein kinase type II alpha chain. The record is from RefSeq and is a predicted model, not a curated record. The coding region runs from base 278 to 1963 and encodes 561 amino acids. Gene Ontology annotation, molecular function: calcium/calmodulin-dependent protein kinase activity; ATP binding; calmodulin binding. The transcript has 18 exons. NCBI's taxonomy places the organism in Eukaryota, Metazoa, Arthropoda, Insecta, Thysanoptera, Thripidae. Gene Ontology annotation, biological process: protein phosphorylation. Gene Ontology annotation, cellular component: cytoplasm; neuron projection.
UUGAGCACUACGUUGUCAAGUCACAUCCGAAAAACUUGUGUUUGAUUUGCAAACGUACAGGUGGACUGUCUGAACCUUUAGUGUCAAGCCGUUUAUUUUUUAACGUUAAUACGCAGUGAUCUGUUGGCCAUCUGAAAAGUGUGUGCGGUUUGCAGAAGUGAGGCAUGUGAGCAUGCUUUGUAUCGAUCGACCGUGCCCGUCCCCGUCGUGUCCGUCGUCGAGCUCCUCAGCGUAGUUGUUGGGCUUUCAGUAGUGAAGGAACUCACAGUGAUUCGGCAUGGCUGCUCCCGCAGCUUGUACCCGUUUCAGUGAUAACUAUGACCUCAAGGAGGAGCUUGGAAAGGGCGCCUUCUCGGUGGUGCGACGAUGCGUCCAAAAGUCGACCGGUCUCGAGUUCGCCGCCAAAAUUAUCAACACGAAGAAGCUCUCCGCCAGAGACUUCCAGAAGCUGGAGAGAGAAGCCCGCAUCUGUCGGAAACUGCAGCACCCCAAUAUAGUGCGGUUACAUGACAGUAUACAGGAAGAACACUUCCACUACCUGGUGUUUGAUUUAGUGACUGGGGGCGAGUUGUUUGAGGAUAUUGUUGCUCGAGAAUUUUACAGUGAGGCUGAUGCUUCCCAUUGCAUCCAGCAGAUAUUGGAAAGUGUUCACCACUGCCAUUCAAAUGGUGUUGUGCACAGAGAUCUCAAGCCUGAAAAUUUACUUUUGGCAAGUAAGGCAAAGGGCGCAGCUGUGAAGCUCGCAGACUUUGGCUUGGCCAUUGAAGUUCCUGGGGAGCAACAAGCUUGGUUUGGAUUUGCUGGAACUCCUGGAUAUUUAUCACCUGAAGUCUUAAAAAAGGAGCCUUAUGGCAAACCAGUAGAUAUCUGGGCAUGUGGUGUGAUCCUGUAUAUCCUGUUAGUGGGAUACCCUCCUUUUUGGGAUGAGGACCAACACCGCUUGUAUGCUCAAAUCAAAAUAGGAGCCUAUGAUUACCCAUCUCCAGAGUGGGACACUGUCACUGCUGAAGCGAAAAGCCUUAUCAACGAAAUGUUGACUGUUAAUCCCUCAAAACGAAUCACUGCCUCUGAGGCACUGAAGCACCCAUGGAUCUGCCAACGAGAGCGAGUGGCAUCAAUGGUCCACAGACAAGAGACUGUGGACUGUUUGAAGAAAUUCAAUGCAAGGCGCAAACUCAAGGGUGCCAUUUUAACCACAAUGCUUGCCACUCGCAACUUUUCCAGUAAGUAUGAUGCACAUGGCCGAAGUAUUAUUACCAAGAAAGGAGAUGGAUCCCAAGUUAAAGAAUCCACAGACAGCAGCACAACAUUGGAGGACGAUGAUAUCAAAGAGGAUAAAGUUAAGGGUGGCGUAGACCGGAGUUCGACCGUAAUUGCUAAAGAGCCAGAAGGUUCAACUCCUGGCGGAAGCACACCACCCCAGUCUCCUGCCAGUAGCAAAGUGGGUGGCCCAGUCCCAGGCUGUCCAGGCCCCAGUGCUGCAAGUGGGGCCCCCAGUGGGGCUGCCAAGAGUUCAGGGCUGACUUUGGGGCCGUUGGUGAUUCAGGGCGUACAAGCUCGUAAGCAAGAGAUAAUUAAAAUGACCGAGCAAUUGAUUGAAGCUAUCAACACAGGAGAUUAUGAGGCAUAUACGAAAAUUUGUGAUCCCCAUCUCACUGCAUUUGAACCUGAAGCUCUUGGUAAUUUAGUUGAAGGAAUGGAUUUCCACAAGUUUUACUUUGACAAUGUUUUAGGUAAAAACUGCAAAGCACUCAAUACAACAAUCUUGAACCCACACGUACAUCUAAUGGGAGAUGAAGCAGCAUGUAUUGCUUAUGUUCGUCUCACACAGUACAUGGACAAGCAGGGGCAGGCCAGCACCCACCAGUCUGAAGAAACACGUGUCUGGCACAAGCGAGACAACAAGUGGCAGAAUGUGCAUUUUCAUCGGUCAAGUGUGACACCAUCAUUUGCUAUGAAAUAGAAGUAUUAAUGUACCAGUGACACCAUGUGCCACUCCAUAACUUCUUAUUGACACUUCGAACUUUGCUGAUAUCCAGCCUAAGUGUGUCAUGCCAAGAAAAAUGCUAUAUGUUUGUAAAAUACUUCCUUGUUGACAUGCAGAGGAUCUCUUAGGUUGAACAACAAUUUUAUUAACCUGCUUGUUCACCAGCCUAGUCACUUGACCCACUUGCCAUGGACUUUUCAGUAUUCUUGUAUUGUAGAUGUGAUGGGUAAAUGCUGAACUACCCUCAUCUAUAUCAAAAGCAUCUUCUGUUUUUCAUAAUUUUUCUUGUUUUCUUCUCUUUUAUUUCUGUUACAUUUGCUGUGUAACUUGUAUGUAUGAUUACCUAUUAAAAUGUUUGUCAGAUUGUGCUGAGCACAUUUUGUGUAUAAUGUAGUUUCAUGUUAAUUUUUAUUGAGGAGGUGUACUUAAUGUGGUGUUUGUUAUAUAAGAAGCCUUUGCUCCUUAGCACCUGUUAUAAAACUAUGUUUUUGCUUCUGUCACAAUGCUAUUUCAAAGUACAAUUUAAUUUGUUGAUUUAUUAUAAUUUUUUUUUAUACCCUUGUUAGAUUAUAGCCAGGGGCUGCAACGCGAUUUACCAUCUCCAAUUUGUCUGCCUGAAUCAAACAUGAUUCCUUUGCAUCCUUUACAAGGUCUUUAAAAGGCACAUAAGCAAAACUUCUUAAAUUGUUGCAGAUUUUUGUUGGUAGGAUUGUUGUAAGUAGUGAAGUAUUUCCGCCGUAAACACAACUUUUCAUAAACUUCAGCUUUUGAAUAUAAAUAUCGAAAAAGAAAAAGACUGAAAUGAGAAGUAAUGGAGGACAUUUUGGGUCAAAAAAUGGAGUUGCAGCCUCUGAGAAUAGUUAGGAUGAUCAAAUACGUCGGUCAUUCAAAGAUCAGACUGUACGGCAGUCCCUAUUAUGCGAUAAAUGAACACUGUUGUGGGGAGGAAACCAAAUUCUCUACUUUCUCAAUUGUUAAAUAUUUCAAGUGUGUGAUAAAAACUUUUAAAAAAAUGAAAAAAAAAAAACUGAUUAAAAAGUAAUCAUGUACUUUCACUAUUUUUUCUCAACUUCACCCUUACAGGGUAUGCUAAUUCUCCUGACGUGUUCUUGAGAUUUCUUGUUUGUUCUCAGAUAAUGCAUGGACCUGAACAUUUAUCAGGCUGAUUUCUAUAAUAAUUGUAGUUGGUUUCCCUGUUUUAAAAUUUAAACUUUAAUACCACUGUUUCAUAAAACUUCUUUUGCCUUUCAAUCACCUUAGAUAUGUAACAGUUUUUACCCAUUGCAUUAACCUCAGACAUAGUUUGAUUCAUAACAUUUUUGUUUCUUUUAUUUACAUAUCUGUUGGUACUUUGUGCCUAAACUCGAGUCAGUGGUAAAAGAACGGUAGUAUUUGUCUAUGUGAUACACUGCAUGCCGCAAUACUGCAUCGAAAGAUAUGAGAAUUGAUUGUGAGCAUUUCAUAGAUGAUUUUGAAACUUCCUAAUUUAUCUCCUCUUAUUUUCUUAGUUUAUUCAUGACAACAUCUGCUCUUGUCACAAUAGUGUUUGUAAGAAAAACUGAGUAUUGAACUACCUGUUCGAUUUGUAAUGAAUCUUUUGACUGUGUUUAAGGAUCAAUGUGAAUAAUCAUGUGACUUAGUGCUGGGUAUCAUCCCAAGACAAGACACGGCCAUUAGUUAUGCCAUAGUACAUGCCGAACUUCCCCAAUUGAGCAGUGAUACUGUUCAAUCAGAUUACAAUUAGCAAUGUUAAUUUGACUGAUAACUCAAUGACUCAAGAUAAGUGUAUUUUAACGACUGCAUGUUAUGAAUUGCAAAACCUUUGGUUUUGUUGCAUUCAGUUCCCACUAGUCGUUAAUUUGUCUAAUUUCUUUUCCACAGCGAUUCUACAAUAUGUAAUAGAGUUUAAAAAUUGUAGGUGUCUUUUUCUUAUUCGCUAGUACUUACCUCCUCUUUUUAUUAAAAAGUCCUGACUAGGAAUGUGGAAUGUGUCUUAGUUUGUCAGCAUAGUGGCUCUCAAAGAGUUGUGUGCAAUGUGUGUGUAAGUGGUUAUACUCAUAUUCCCAAAUUUUAUCUGGUUGUUACCAAAAUUGUAACUGUUCUGACAGUGGACAAAUUUCUCAUUAUAAAUUAAGCUUGUAAGUUAUUGUUCUGUUAAAGACUUCAAGAUUUACUUACAAGUUUUAAUGUUGUAUUAUAUUGUAAAUCAAAACAAAAUUACAAAUCAUUAAAUGGUAUUGUCCUUACUCGUGUUCUAGAAUGUUUAAAAGGAUUUUGCUGUGCUAUUAAAAAUUUAGCAAUUUGCUAUGAAAAGUUAAUCUAAAGCCCUCAAGUUAUUUUCUCUCUUGUUCUGUUUUACAUGCGGGCUUACGUCCUCAAGGUGUUCCUUUUUGUGAGUUGAGCUUUGUGUGCUAAUUGUAAAUGGUCCUGCUAUUUUUUUUUUUUUUUUUACUUUCAUGGAUAGUUUUAAAUUCUGAAACAGUAUCCAAAUUAAUCCUCAAACUUCAUAUUGUAUUACUCAAUGAAAUUUUCUGGCUUCUUUACUACAGAUAUAUAUUUGUGAAUUAUUUUAGGUCAUAAGCUGUCAUAUACCAGUCAUUGUUUUGUCUGGUUUUUUUUUCGUGUGAGGAACACCACCUUACACCAGCAAAUUGGUGUAUCAUUUGAUUUUUUUUGUUUUGUUAUGAAAAUACUAAAGAUACGUCUCUUGUGCUCCAUGGGAGGACAGAAGACCCAUUCUUGAAGUAUCCUCAAUAAGUUCCAAAGAGCACAAGCAAAGAGUUUACUUAACCUGAAUAUUUAACAUUCCCUGUGAGACAAUUUUGAAAUUGGGACAGGAUGAAUUCAUUUUCAUGAAAUGCUUAAGUAAUGCUAAGGAAUUCUCAGUGUAAAACUUUAAAUUUUCUGUUCUGACAGUACCUUGGACUGUAAAGUUAACAACAUCUGCUGUCUGUCUCGAUUUUGAUUUGGGUGUCACUGGGCAAUUGCCUCUUUUCACUACAAGAGGAGCGACAAACUGAGUUUUUAUCUCUCAGCACUGUGGCCAAUUCAUUUCACAAUUUGUUGUGUUGCAAAGUUUUGAGAGUAAAUAAAGAAAGUUUGCUUUAAGUACCUCCUCUGUAUCUGUGAUCUCAAAUUAGGUACAGUUUAGAUUCUUGUUGGUUCCCUUAAAUGCGUGUUCAUAUAAGUAUGCAUUUGGGAAUCAUCUUCCUGGUUCCUUUUUCAUCCCUAAUAAUCUUGCGAUGGUUGUGAACAUAAUGAUGAAUGUUUGGUCUUUAGAACCAGAUCCAUCUUGAUGACAUCUUGGGGACAAUGCUGUGUUUGGUCCUGUCUUUUGUCUAUUUAAAAAGUAAUGUAAAGCGCUUAUUUUUUAAAAAAAAAUUGUUUUUCCUUUUUAAUUUUGGCCCCUGGGCUGUUGGAAACCUUCCAUGCAUUCAUGAAAUCCAGUCAUUGGCCUGCACCAGUGGACUGAAAAAUCAAGGUAUCCCCCCCCUCAAAACGAACUCUUUUUAUGCUUUUUUUCUACUGUAACUCUUUGCUGAAGAAAUAUACUGUACAAUAGUGUCAAUGCUUUAAAGAGAAGCUUCAAGGAAACUGGUCUAGUGUUAAAGAGUACUGAUAGGGAAUAGAACUUGAUCGUAACCAUGCUAGGUUAUGAUAAUGAUGGGUGCAGGCAACGUAUUUCAUUCAUAGAUCAAUUCAACAUCCUAUAGAAGUGCUUUACUUCUUGCAUUGUUUUGGCGUCCUACUAGCAUUAUCAAAUUUUUGUUAUGUUUUGUGACCAACCAUUUAUGAUGUGACUUAACAGAGUGUUUUCAUCAUUUCAUGUCCCUUGCAAAUUAUCUCCAAAAUUGAGGCAUACAUUUUUGUACAGUCAUCAGUAAAUAAGGUGAAUUCACAUGAACAUCCCCAAGCUUCAGGCACAAAACCACUUAAACUGUAGUUUUGGAGCUCAUUUGAGAUGUUAUUUCAAUAUGUAACAAGUUAUGUAAAGAUUUUCUUUUUAUUUUUAUCUUGCAAAAGUUUGAAUAAAUGUUACAAUUGUUACCUUUCAAAUUUUAUCAUUUAAUAUAUUUUGAUGAUUCGCUUUAGAAUACUUUCUGAGCUUGAGAGCCGCUGUUUGGUUUCUCUGGCAGCACAUAAACUAUCAAACGUGCACCUUUUUGCUGUACUUUCCAUACAAACAUGUGUUCCAUCUCUUCUCUGCUAAUUUUUGAAUAUCAGCUUUUUUGUGCAUUAUGUGCGUAGUUUGUAUUCAGCAACAAACUGACCGUCAUAUUGUUAAUUAAGUUAUAAACUAAGACAUUCAUUGUUGCUCUCUUUAUCCAGUCACAUAUAUUUUAUUUAUAUCAAAGCAAAAGCCAGUUCUCCAGCUAGCCUAUUCCAAACUUCGAAUAACUGAAACUUUUUAUUUGAUUUUUCUUGGUUUAAUUUUCUUGGUUUGAAUUGCAUGAGCUGACCCAGGUUAUUGAGAUGGAUUGGAUUGUUUUAGAUGUUACACACACUCAUGUGGUCGUGUUUGUUGAUUUUUUUCCUUUAUCUUCCUGAUUUUUGGUUGAAUGAUUGGCUGGCCUAAUUGUUAAUACAAAUAUUGAAUGAAUACACUGUAUUUAACGGUGUAAAUUUGAA